UGUAGCAAAAACGUCUUUUUGGAAGAUUUAUUACUAGUGGAAGCGUUUUUUAUGUCCAAAUUCUUUGUGAUGUCGUAAUAUUUUGAUAAAAUUUUGUGCGUGCUACUAACGAAUGGUGUAUUGUUUUACUCUCUUUCAUGAGAGUUGAGUGGAAAAUAAACACACAUAUACUGAACUAUUUGACAGGAGGGCCACUGAACAUUGUGAAUAUCGUUGAAGCGUGAGAUGUCCAAUGUAUCCUAAACGGGUUAGGAUAAAGUCGAUAGAGCUCAAUGGCUGAGCGCCUUAGCCCUAGAAGCUCGGAGGUCAAUGCCUUGGAACAACGAGGCUAUCUUAUCGGCAAAAAAAUAGGACAAGGAUCGUACGCCACUGUUCACCUGGCGGAAUACUGCGAUGCAUCCAGCCCCAAACGGAUGCACCUCGCCUGCAAAAUAUUCGAUAAAGAAAAGGCCCCUCGGGAUUUUUUAGAAAAGUUUUUUCCUCGUGAACUAGAUAUUCUAACGAAAAUAGAGAACCCGCACAUCAUACAAGUUCACAGUAUUCUACAACGAGGACCACGGGUAUUUAUAUUCAUGCGCUAUGCCGAUAACGGCGACCUUCUGGAUUUCAUAAAGCGUAGCGGUGUUGUGCCAGAAAACCAGGCCAAGCUGUGGUUUCGACAAAUGGCUAGCGGACUGCAAUAUUUACACAGUAAAAAUAUUGCGCAUCGUGAUCUCAAAUGUGAGAAUAUUUUGUUAUCAAGACGGUUUAACGUCAAACUGGCUGAUUUUGGUUUUGCGCGACUCUGCACGGAUAGUGAAAAUAGGCGCGUACUGAGCCAGACAUAUUGCGGAUCUGCAGCAUACGCAGCCCCUGAAGUAGUAAGUGGGACACCUUACAACCCAAAACUUGCUGAUGUUUGGUCUCUAGGAAUCAUUCUAUUUAUAAUGCUUAACGCUUCAAUGCCAUUCGAUGACUCCAAUCUGCGCAAGCUUCUCAAAGACCAAAUGUCUCGGAAUUGGGUAUUUCGAUCCCGAAUUCGUGAUAGUGUGUCUGCUGCCGCAAAAUCUAUUGUGCGACAUAUAUUAGAGCCGGAUAUUACGUUGAGGCUUACUCUAGAUCGCGUUCUAUCCCAUGAAUGGACGAGACCUCGGAAAGAUAAAAGCGCUAGUCUUAUGGGGCGUUUAGUGCAAUCCGCUCCUUCGGCUCCGCACUCACCAGGCAAACACGAAGCCGGUACAUCGGCCGGCGCCCGCGUCUCUGGUGACCAUCGAGAAAUGGAACGCGAGAGGCAUGAUGACAUCAACAUGCGCUCCCACGACUAACAGUCUGCAGCAUUCACUCUCUUAAAUACUAUACACUACAACAGGCAGUAACCUCUUUGUAUAGUAAGACUACUCCUUUCGACCUUCAAAAAUUGUAAAUUUAUUUUAUUAUUUAGAGUUUUUUUUUACAAUUGACGUCGUAACUAUUGUUAG
Molecule: messenger RNA, 1457 nt
Organism: Pararge aegeria (speckled wood butterfly)
Lineage: Eukaryota; Metazoa; Arthropoda; Insecta; Lepidoptera; Nymphalidae
Gene: Tssk
Product: testis-specific serine/threonine-protein kinase 2
Exons: 1
Coding region: 273-1304 (343 amino acids)
Biological process (GO): protein phosphorylation; microtubule cytoskeleton organization; intracellular signal transduction
Cellular component (GO): cytoplasm
Molecular function (GO): tau-protein kinase activity; protein serine/threonine kinase activity; ATP binding
Source: RefSeq, a predicted model, not a curated record